This is a messenger RNA of Girardinichthys multiradiatus, 2366 nucleotides long. RefSeq names its product arrestin domain containing 1a (gene arrdc1a). The transcript has 8 exons. NCBI's taxonomy places the organism in Eukaryota, Metazoa, Chordata, Actinopteri, Cyprinodontiformes, Goodeidae. Gene Ontology annotation, cellular component: cytoplasm. Gene Ontology annotation, biological process: protein transport. Bases 93 to 1460 code for a protein of 455 amino acids. The record is from RefSeq and is a predicted model, not a curated record. Gene Ontology annotation, molecular function: ubiquitin protein ligase binding; ubiquitin-like ligase-substrate adaptor activity.
UCAAGAAGGGGCGGGGUUAGAGAACCAGGUAUACACUUCAGCAGUUGUUUGUGUUCGGAGCACAGGUGAUUGUCGGUUUCGGCGAGGAUAACAUGGGAAAACUUGAGGCGCUUGACAUCGAGUUUAGCGACAACAAAGUUGUGUACACUCCUGGAGAGUCCAUUUCUGGGACGGUAACAGUCAAACUGAACCAGCCGAUCCAAUGCAAAGCUAUCAAAGUGAACUGCAAUGGUUUUUGCGGCAUCACCAGUAAGCUAAAUGACACAGCAUGGACAUCAGAGGAGCAGUACUUCAACAGCACUAUCUGUGUUGCAGACAAAGGAACUUUGAAACAGGGCGAGCAUCCGUUUCCCUUCAAGUUUCUCAUACCAGCCACUGCCCCAACAUCGUUUGAAGGCAGCUACGGUAAAAUAAUUUACAGAGUGAGGACGUUUAUCGACACACCACGAUUCGCCAAGGACUACAGCACAGAGAAGCCUUUCUACCUGCUGAGACUUCUAAACCUGAAUGAACUGCCAGAUAUAUGGGGACCCUCCACCUCCGCAGUAACUCAGCAGUUCACUUACAUGCUUAUGAAAACGGGGACAAUUGUCCUGAAGGCCCAAACAGAUAUGAAGGGUUACACGCCAGGCCAGAUUAUCAAGGUGUCGGCCAACAUCCAUAACCAGUCCACGAAGACCACAGGCCACAUAGCUGCCAGUCUGAUGCAGAGGGUGACCUAUGAGACGAAGAAGCCCACCCAUGAUCUGAAGUCUAUGGUGGAGGUGGAAGGAGGUGCGAUAAAGGGUGGCAGGGAGCUGGAGUGGAAGGAACAGAUCAUCAUUCCUCCCCUCCCUCAGUCCUCACUUGCUGGCUGUGAACUUAUAAAAAUUGAGUAUUAUGUCAAGGUCAGCCUGAAGUCUCCUGAUGUUACGCUGACAUUACCAAUCCAUAUUGGAAAUGUCUCACUUGACAAAAAAUUCCGUCCAUCCAAAAAAGAAACUCCUCCUUUCAAGAAAGACCCUGUAGCCUCUGGUUCAACAACAGAUGCCCCUGAAUCUUCCUCCAGGCUUACAGCUCCUCCUCAACCUGCUCCUAAACCCGCCCCCCGUCCCGCCCCACGCUCCAGGAUGUCCUCCCACAGCUCCCCCAGUGCUCCUCCGGUUGAGUGCCACUCAGGAGCGGAAGGUGGGAACUUGUUGAAUGACGACUUUCCCAACAAGCGCCAGUCCCAGGCGGUGUCACCUAAUGCAUUCAGCUAUGCUCCAGGCCUCUUUUUCCCCCAGAAUCAGCUGCCUAAUGCGUCCAUGCCAGCUCCAAGUGGGCCUUCAUCUAGAAGGUCGACAGGCGCCACAGCUCCUUACCCCUCAGCGAUUGAUGCCCGCCCAAUAGCAGCACCACUCAAUAUCCUUCCACCAGACUAUGAUACCUCAGCUUAUCCACAAGAAGCUCCUCCUUCCUAUGAGAGCUGCAACACAUGAAGUUCAUCAGAAAAUCAAAACCAGGACAACAAUUAUGUUUGAAUUAUUAAGCAUGUACCAUGUAGACAUAUAUCCAGGAUUAGACUCAUGUUGGUUUUUUUUAACAAACAAACCCAGAAUACAGAGAAGACCAAUGGACAACCUGAAGAAAAUCUGUGUUUUUUUUUUGGACUCUGCCUGGAUUUUCUGUAAUUUUGAAGACAUAAUUUUGAAGUGAAAGUGAACUGAUCUCAAACUCUGAGCUCUGAAUGCAUACCUUUUAAUAAUCUUUGAACAGCCCAGUCACAGGCAGCCACAUCUUUCACAAAUCAGAUUAACAUAAAAAAUUUAUUUUCAUAUGUUUGUAAAAGAGUUUUAUUUGAGGGUUAUUCAGGAUUUGCUUUGACGGCGUCUGUGAGGUCACGCUUAACAGUUUAAUAAUGAAUCAUCUCUUCUGGUGUUAAAUCUUAGCAUAACAAACCAAACUUGUUGGAGGUGUAGUAUAAAAUUAAAAUCUUUUAUUUGCCUUUGAUCCAUUUUUACUUUUUAUCAGUAAAUAUUCAUUUUGCAUGUUGUUGACAGCUUUAAGCAUAUAAAUGUUCAAUGCUAGUUUUGGCACCUUUUGUUCUUUUCAUGUCUAAUGGUAUUAUCAUUGAAGUUUUCACAUCAAUGUUGACGACUGUUUUUUUUUUUUAUCUGUUCGCUCUGUGCUCACAAAACUUCUAAAUUUCCCUAUAGUUUAGAAUAAUGCAGCAUCACUGUGAUUUGAGCUUUCUUGGCCAUUUAUGAUGUCUGUCUAGUUGUUUAGAUAAGUGUAGAUAUAUUACUUUCCUGGUGUAAUCCAAGGAGACUUUAUUGAGAUGUUUAUUUAAUGUGUUGAAUGUCUUCCUUCUGCUGCUGCUGUUUUAAUAAAUUGAAUAAAACAAA